GGCAGACAGUACAGUAGAACAACAAUUUACCAUCAAUGGGUCUGGCUGCAGUCUACGGUCGAAGUUGAGCCAUAUGUCAUCUCAUCCAGGCAAUCAAGGCAAUCUAGUGUUUUCUUCCAGCCUCGCAAACACACCCUAAGAACGAUGGCAGCAUCACCAACGUCGAGUCUUGACUCUGUCCUGUCCACUUCUCUUACGCUUUGCGAACGCUUCAUUUCGUCUCUCAGCCCUGAUGGCCUGGCUGAUUCGCCCGCUGAAGUCCCAGAGGCCCCUUCUCCACUACCCUUGUUAACAGCCGCGGCUACGGCUCUCCGCGCACAAGUCACCAAGAUUUCACUGCUUGCAAUUACAACCCCGUUCACUCCUUCCGCCCUCAUCACCUGCAUCCUCCCUUUGAACGAAUCCAUCCUGACAUCAUUGGUGACUGCGGCGCUUCUGAUCACACCUCGAACAUUUACUCUGGCCUACUCUUCCGACUGUCGUUACAGUGCUUCAGCUGCUCUGAAGGAAUUGCAAGGACUCUUGCGUCUGGUUGACAAGCGUGGCCAAAACAAGGACCCGAAGACGGAGGUGUCAGAAAGCGAGAAGAAGAGCUUUACAGAGGCGACAGGUCGAGUGUGGGAUUCCUGUGACAAGCUGAACGCUUUGGCUGCUGAGGAUGUUCCAGGCUACGUUGUGCGCAAGACCAAACAGUGGCUUGAAUUGAUGAAGGACGCGGUCAAAGAGUUGGAAGAAUGGGACCCCGAAGAGGAGUUCGACCAGGAUGAUCCCUUUGGGCAAGACUUUAGUGACGAUGACACCCCCCCAGAUUCGGAGGAGAAGAGUGACGAGAACGACAGAGCUGCUAUUUCUGCUGGCGUCAAGGACCAAGCGUUGAAAGUCCUUAGCCGCAUCCCACAGAGCAUCCACGUGGUGAUCAAACAGAGAUUAGAAAAUUCCAGACCCUCGCCAAGAUUGUCGGCAGAAAAGGUUACUCAGCUGGGGACAAUCAUGACGCAAACCCGCCAGAUAUCCGAGUUGAUUGACGAGUCAGCAGAAGGAAUGUACCUAGGCGAUCUCGAGCUGUGUUUGAAAAAGGCUGGCGAAGCUCGAGCUGUCACAAUUCAAGUUGUGGAACUGGUUGUGCCCUCCGACUCGGACGAGGAAACCAAAGAGGACAAGUACAUCAAGAGGGCAUUGGAAUGGAUCCAACAGGUCGACACGCGAAGAGGGUCGUCUUCAGCAAAGGCGAGCAAUGAAGGUGCAAAAACCUAGACCUAGAACUGAUUGAUUUCUAUGAUAUGGUAAACGUUGGAUACGUCAGACUGGUCGCGAUCGGUCAGACAACCAGGUCUCUUUCUCGAUCCUCAGCGAUCUCUGGACCCAGAGCACAGUGAUCCAAAUCCAAAUGCCAGCCCAAACAUUUGGUGCACCCCAACCGACUCCAUAGGCGAUAUCAUCGGUAGUCAGCCAGAUCGCCGCGAUAAUUGCAGCUCCGACAACGAUGGCUGAAAUGGACCAGAACCACAGCAGUUGCAACAUCAAUGCUCUGAACCUUGGCGAUGCAUUGUAUCUUGCCAUGGCUGCUUGUCGAUAGCGUUUGCCUCCCCUGCCGUCAACAGCACAGAUGUCUUCCAUCAUGGAAAACGUCAAUGGGGGACAUAUCGAGUUCUUGACGUGAGAGCUGAUUCUGAAUCUCAUUAGUCUCCAACCUCGUUGGGCAGCCACCCCAUUGAUGAGAAAGAUGGCGCCAAAAUUAAUCAUGCCGACCGGCAUUGGUAGAGCCAGGGCUUUGACAUUGGGGUAGUGUGGAAUGCUGAAGAUGAUGAGGAUAAUGGUCAUGACGGUGAGUGGCAUUGCCAUGACGUGUUGUGCACUGUCGAAUCCCCAUCGGGCAGCGCCAUAAAGUGGUCGAAAUUCGUCGGACUUUUGUACCAGGCGCCAACCUCUGAUGCCGACCUCGUAACCGCUGACGAAACCAAACAAACUGGUGAUGAUGGCGAAAUAAAUACCUAUUGCACAAGUCAGCUCGAUACGAAGGGUUUUCCGGGGCCACGGAUGUACAUACCCGAUCUGACAUUGGUUCCUUGACUAAAACCGUAGUAGAAGGCAAUCGGCACAAAACAACACUCAGCCAGACAUAAAAAGGUAAAUAUAAAAAGAGCUCGUUUAUGGUGUCUGAGGUUGAAGGGCAGUUCUGGUGGGCCCUGAAGAUGACGACCGUCCCGUGCCGUGACCGAAUUGAAGCGAGUGAGACUG
This is a messenger RNA of Exophiala mesophila, 2238 nucleotides long. RefSeq lists its product as uncharacterized. Gene Ontology annotation, cellular component: nucleus. Lineage: Eukaryota; Fungi; Ascomycota; Eurotiomycetes; Chaetothyriales; Herpotrichiellaceae. The record is from RefSeq and is a predicted model, not a curated record. The coding region runs from base 145 to 1254 and encodes 369 amino acids. Gene Ontology annotation, biological process: regulation of cell cycle. The transcript has a single exon.